CUUUAUGAUUCAAGUCAAAUUCUUCAAUUUUUAUAUUAUAACUUACAACUAAAAGAAUUAAAAAAAACCCUAAAAAAAGAAAAGAAGAUAGUUUGCAGAAGAAGUAUUCAAAAUGUACUGCUUUUAUUGGAACCAACAGAUCAUCAUCAGAAGAAAAUGGGUCUGCACUGCAGUCUAAGCAGCCCUAAAACCCUACUAAUGAUUCUUACAAUAUUAAAUUAAAGAGCUGUUCUUGAUUUAUAGUUAUAAAUUGUAAAUUCAAAAUCAAGAAAAUCAGUUUUCAAGAACAACAAGUCAGUUUUUGUAAAGCAUAAAUUUCUUUGUGAGUUGUCAAAGCAGAAUCUCUUCAGUUCAGUUCUUUAAAAACAUUAAUUUUAUGUAAUAAUUUUUUUAUACUCUGUCGUUUUGUUCAAAUCUUUCAAUAUUUCAGAAGUCGAGUGUGACCUAAUUAAGCCAAUUAUCUCUUCUUGUUCUCAGUCUCCCGCAAGAAAAUAGAAAAAACAUCAUCGUCAACAUCAUUAGAUUUGUAAGAAAAAACAUGAAAAGAAGACUAUGGUAUCUUAUAAUAGCGACUCUGCAGAUAAUCACUUGGUAUUCUGUAUCACAUGAAGCUGUUCCUCAGACAGUCCACAUCCCACAUUUUCCUCACUCUGUUGCUGCUGCUGAUGAUGAUGAUGGCAAAACUCAGAUUCGUAACGAACAGACAUAUAGAGGGUUAAGCAGACUUGGAUCGAGACCGCCAAUUUGUGUGCGUAAAUGUGGAGGAUGCUUGCCUUGUAAUGCCAUUCAAAUACCGGCAACUACAGAUCGUAAAACUGUGCAGUAUGCUAAUUAUGAACCUGAAGGAUGGAAAUGCAAAUGUGGCACUGCCUUUUUUAAUCCUUGAAUUUAUUACUAUUAUCAACUUACACACUACUUCUUCUUUUCUUUUAUAUUUUCUUCUUCUUUCGUGGUCUUUUGCUGAGCCGGAUUGAAAAAGAAGGGAUACCGAUGAACCAGAAUAUUUAAGGUGCGGUUUGAGCCUGUAUUUGAAUGCAAUUGCAACAAUGAUGUCGCGGAUUUAAGUAAAGUAAAUGUAACAUUCCAUGCUGGAUAAUGUUAGUUUGAUUUGAGUGAUUUAUAAUGUUUAGAUCGAAUUCAAUUGUAUUA
Messenger RNA from Mercurialis annua (annual mercury), 1149 nucleotides. Its product is annotated as EPIDERMAL PATTERNING FACTOR-like protein 3. The transcript is spliced from 2 exons. NCBI's taxonomy places the organism in Eukaryota, Viridiplantae, Streptophyta, Magnoliopsida, Malpighiales, Euphorbiaceae. Bases 539 to 886 code for a protein of 115 amino acids. Gene Ontology annotation, biological process: guard cell differentiation; stomatal complex development. The record is from RefSeq and is a predicted model, not a curated record.